Molecule: messenger RNA, 945 nt
Organism: Adineta ricciae
Lineage: Eukaryota; Metazoa; Rotifera; Eurotatoria; Adinetida; Adinetidae
Source: the annotation of a GenBank genome assembly
AUGUCUAACAAAACUUGGAGAGAGAGAAAAAAGAGAACUACAUUGUCUGUUCAAUUUCUAUUUCAUGUUCCUCUGUUGGCAACAUUGUCUGAUGACUGGCUUGAAUCGUAUCAAGAUCGCGAAAGACGGUGGGGAAUAUAUCGACUUUCGUUUUCAUCCGGAUGCCAGCGCAGGACGACAGUUUCUGGAAGCAAGAUUCCGCCUAUUUCCGACGAAAACCUACAGGAUAUGUCACCGGAAUACUGCUUCCAUGAAAUCUCCGGAAAGUCCUGGAACCGGGCGGUUCCGGACCGGAUUGUUGAACCUGGGAGUGUCGGUGACAUCGAAUCCACUUUACGAAACACACUCAACAUUCCCGACGAUGCAAAAUUCUCAAUCGUUUAUCGGGAGCAAAGCAGUGGUCGAGAUGUUCACAUCAUGGGUAGUGGACCAAUGUUCCGUGAGUGCCUUGAAGAAAACAUCACGAAGUUGGAUAUUCGCAUUACUUCAAAAACACCAGUAAUAGCGCCAACACCAUCGUCGGGCAGUAAUAAUGAUAAAGCCAAUGAUCCUGUACAACAAUGGCCGGAUUUAAUGAAUGGUAUCGAUCGUCGGAUUCAACGUUGGACAAAUCGUUCAGAUAACACAUUGGAUAAAAAUAUUAAUACCAGCUCUGAGCAGUUGCUAGAAACAAAUUCCAUUUCUUGUUCUUCUUCUUCUUGGUUUCUUGGUCGAGCUGGCAGAUCAUAUUCAUAUUGCUUCUCUACGUGGCCAAUGCAUUCAUCAGUUUUGCCUUUGAUAUUUGGUCCGGCAAGAUUGUUGCCAAUACCCAGGACGAUCGUUCCUGGAAGCAGUAUUCCGCUUAGUUCCCGUGAAAACCCGCAGGAUAUUUAUAGUAUCCGCGCUGGAAACCACGAGAAAAUACUCGGAAUCCCACUGAAGGAACCGGUAACCGUAUCCGACUAA